Molecule: messenger RNA, 2125 nt
Organism: Apis mellifera (honey bee)
Lineage: Eukaryota; Metazoa; Arthropoda; Insecta; Hymenoptera; Apidae
Exons: 5
Coding region: 353-1144 (263 amino acids)
Source: RefSeq, a predicted model, not a curated record
UUGAAGAAAUUUUGACAUUCAUUGAAUAAAUUGAACGAUUCUCGAUUUAAGAUUUAUAGCCGGAAGUAUCGUGGUAAUUAAAUUUCUUUCUAAGUUUCUCGUUCUCAAGAGAACAGCCUUCCGGCCGGGUAAUUGUACGGCAAAGCUAUUGUCAUUAGUCAAUAAAUAUAAUUUUCGUCGCGAUACUCCUAUUUUUACAUUCGAUCUUAAUAGCCUUAAUUAAUCUUCCCGUUGCACCGAUUCGAUCGUUCGAGCGUUCACUCACAAAUGAGAAUCUCUAUAUAUACUCGUUCCUCUCGAGCUGGACAAUUCAGUAUCAUCGAUAACACGAUUCCACGCGAUUCCUACCGAUAUGAAGAUCACUUACAAGAUGGUCGUUGUCUUGGCUUUGGCCAGUAUAGCGAGGCCAAAAUUGAUAUCGAAAAGGGGAAAAAGAAGCGUGGCCGUGGUGGGGCCGUCCGGCUACGACUUUUUUGGGGUGGCGCCAAUCUUCUCUACCGGAUCGUGGCCCUCAACCGGGUUUGGAUCCGCUCCCUGGAACCCUUCGGGGAUACCCGACGUACCUUUGACGCAAGUUCAGGUCCAAGCCACGCACGACGUUGCUAUUCAGGCAUUGAAGGAUCCGGUUGACGGAACCCCUAGCGUCGCCUAUCCACCAGACGUAUUGAAAGCUAUUCAACAGGCUAAGGAGGCGAAUCGGAACGUAAAUUGGGCGCAACAAAAGGUGGCAGAGGCGAAACAGACUACUGUUAUUCAGCAGAAAGUCGCACUUGCUAAGGAGGCUGCCGCGAGGGAGGCUGCAGCGAGAUCGCAAGAAAUUUCGUCAGCUGCCGAGGCCGAGGCAAGAGCAAGCGCAAAACAAUUGGUGGCCCUGCAACAAAGAUUGGCGUCGUUGAAAGAUGCGGUCGCAGCUGCCCAACGAGUGGCCGCUGCGAGGGAAGCAGCUGCGGCCGCCGCCAUUCAGAGGAACGCCGCUGCAACGGCUGCCGAGUUGCAAAAACAGGAUGUCGACAAACAGAUUAGCCAAAGCGAGCAAGAAGCGAAGGAGAAAGAUAUAAUAGCGGCCAAGGAGGACGCCGUCGCGAAUGCCGUGCAACUCGCGGCAUUGCAGAAAUCAUCGCAACAUCACCCUUGGCGUCGAUAAAUUCUUUUUCUUUUUCUUUUUUUUUCUCUCUUUUCAAUCUUCUUCCUCUUUCAAUAACCAUCUCGUUACAUUAACGAAUGUAAUCACGGUGACGGUUUGCUCUUGGAAUCUUUUCUUUACACUUGUUACGCAAAAUAAACGUUGUCUCGUUAUAUAAUAUAAACAAAAUCGAUCGAAAUCGAUUAAUCGUCCAAUCCACCAAACUGGUAAAGAGAAAUGGUGAAAAAUGUGUGCAACGAGCGAAAAACCAUUAUUCCGAAACCCAUUAUCCGUUUAACCUCGUUCGACCUUAUUCAAACGACGAUCUUCCUCCCUCGAGCGAAAGAUUACUUAACAACGUUCGAUCGUGGCACACUUGCAAUCAGAGAUCUGCGACUCUGCGCCAGAUUAGCUAUCGGUCAGCGCUUCCUUUCACGAGAGGUUGCGGUCGAAUCACGGGGAGGUCGGAGGUCGGAGACCCCGAUUUCGAGAUUUCCUGGACCUGGCGUGAGACAAUGGUAUCGGCGACGGUUUGUCGAACGGAAAUGGGAGUGAAAGUGACCAGUGGGGUGAAUUCGUUUCUUUGAUCCGAGUAUCAAAGAAUGCGAGACUUGGUCUAUGAAUGUGUGUCUGGACAAGCCGACACACGACGACUCACGAGAACAACGAUCCGAUUUUUUUCUCUUUCCUUUUUUUCUUUCUUUAAAGUGACGCCGCUCGUCCAAUCUAGGAACAGUAUCGGAAAUUUCCUUUCACCCGCCUCUCUUUCUCCAAUAUCCGUAACACCGCCCCACAUUCUCCCCCCGUCCACUCCACGAAUCAGGAGUAAUUACGUGGGAAGAAAGUACGUUCGAUCAAAGUCACUCUUUCCAGCCUUUGGGCGUCUUCCACGUAUUUGCUCCUUGACCGUUCACCUGGAUAAAAUGCCACCUUUCUGUCACCGAAACGAAACAGAGAGAGAGAGAGACAUGCAUUUCGCGUAAUCAUUUCUGGGAGGGAUGC